UGAGCAGACAUACACUUUAGUUCACCUUUUCAUAGAGAUGAAAGUGUCCAAUCAUAAGUUGUGUUCUCACAUAACCCAAGUCUGUGUUGCCUGUAGUCUAAAUGUGUCCCCCUUUUACCCUGUUUUGGAGAAGAAGAGACCAUGGAGGCUCUUACAGCUGAAUACGAGGAGGAGGUGGAAGAUGAGGAGGAAGAGGAGGAGAGUGCAGCCGAGUCCGAAGCAGCUCUUGAUGAGCAGCAGUGGAGCGGGGAAGAGCCUGAGCUGGACAGCCCCCAAGCUGAGCCUUUAGAGCAGGCAGAGGCCAUAGACGAGGCCCAGGAUCUAGACCUGGAGCCGGGAGAAGCAGCUAGUGCUGCUACAGACAGUUCUGUGGACAGAGAUGAGGAGGAAGCAGGGGGGUGGGAGAGCCCUGAGACAGCUUUAAAGAUGGACUCAGACAAGCAGGGAAGCGAGAAAAGUGGUUCCAUGAGCCCGGACAGCAUUGGGUCGGAGAAACGUCCAGAGGAGUCUUUUGAGCCCCAGAUGCAAGGGUUCUUUGCUGGGGAACGAGUUGUACCAGAGAGUCCCACCAUGGAUAUGCCAUCCUUUGUACCUCCAAAUGUUCAAAACCAAGCCAAAGAAUCUGCCAGCUCACUCACACUUCAGCCUACAUAUGGCGAGCCAAUCACAGUGUCAGAGAAACAGCCAUCAGUGGAAGUGGUGGAGAUCAUCAGCAUCGGUGCUUCCUCAGAUUUCUCAUCACUGGGAGACAAAAGUCAGGUAGAAGUCUCAACGAGGGACUCUGCAGACAGAUCUGGCAUGUCAGCAUAUUUUGAAACAUCAACUGUGGAGGUUGAGGAGUCUUCCCAAUGUAAGGCAGAGGGUUAUUACGAACUGAGCAGAUCUGGUGAAGAGAAGAGUGCAGUUGACGACAGGCCCCCGGAGAUCAGCUACAGCACACUAGCUGAAGCUCAGGAUAAACCGGAAACUAAGGAAAGUACAUCAGAAGACAGUAGAUUGUUCAUAGUUCCCGACAAGAGUAAUGAAUGCAGGCUUUCCCCUGGUAAACUGGCCUUAGAGCAGAGGAGUUACUCACUUAACAUUACCAUUGGAGCAACUGAUCCGAGCGGCCGGGGCAAACCUAGGAACUUCUCUCCACUGGCCACAGAUAUCAUGUCCUACACUAGUGGAAGUCUAGAUGAGGCAGCAGACUACCUCCCAGUCACUACACCCUCUGUGGAUAAGCCUCCACCCUUGCCUCCACUGAUAUUGGAAACUGCGGCUUCCAUCACUUCAGAUUCUUCAUCUCCUCCAAGGACCACAGAACCAGUUUCAGUACCCAGCCCUGAACUGGAGUCCCCAGAAUCACCACAGUCCCUUAAGAGCAACUUUAAAAAUGGCGCUGUCAUGUCGCAAGACUUGCCUGAGAUGCUGGAUCUCGCUGGUACCCGUUCCCGGCUGGCAUCAGAAAACACUGAACCAGAUAUCACCAGGAGAAAGUCAAUUCAAGCUGAUUUUCAAGCCUUUGCAGAUGAUCCACUAGCAAGCAUGGUUUCAGGAGAACUAAGUCCUAGUGCCAGAAAGAGUGAAAGCCAGCUAGAAGAAAUGGGCUAUUGUGUGUUCAGUGAAUACUCAGGUCCAAUGCCAUCACCUGCAGAUAUGUUCGGCCCUACAAGCGUUUCUGCACAGGCUUUCACCCACUCUGACCUUGAGGAAAAAGUGGCUGCGCAAGCUAGGAAGUUAGCAGUCAGAGACACGUCUAUGGAGGACAUAGGGAUGGCUGAUGUCACUAAAGAGAAAGACCACAAGCAAGUAGAAAGAAAACAUUCUGCUGAAGAAAAGGGAAAAGAGGUUGCAGAUGAACAAUCCAAACAAUAUGUAAGCGACACACCACCGGCUCAGCCAAGUGAGUCCUUUGUGACACCAACAGUCACUGUUACUUUAGAAGAAGGCGGGAGGGCGGGGAGUGAGACCGGACGACAAGCCAGUGGCGAGGGCUCAGCCUCAGAAACCGAGAUUGCAGACUAUGAGAGGCAGAUACGUAAAUUAGAAAUGGAGGACAGGCCCCUUAGUAUGGAGGAGGAAAGGGAACUGCAGGAACUUCGAGAGAAAGUAAAGCUGGUCCACCAGGAAGCCUAUGAGGAAGUGGAUGCAGAAGAUGUGUACCAGCUGACUGGCGUGGCAAAGGACCGGAUUGCUAGGCCUGUAAAAACAUCACCUGCUUCGUCUGUUGAUAGCAACAUUGAUGAUGACAAGCUGCUCUCUCCAGUGCUUUCACCAUCAAAACUUAAACAGAGAGAAGUGUAUGGGUCCCCUAAAAGAACGGCUUCACCUGUGUUAGGAAUAAACAAAGAGAAAGAGGAGUCAGAAAGAAAAACGAGGCAAGAGCAAGAAAAGGAAGCUGCGGAGAAGAAAAUGAAAGAAGAGAAAGAUGAAGCAGAUAGGAUAAUCAGGGAAGAGGCUGAAAGGAAAGAGAAGGAAAUUAAAGAGAGAGAAGAAAGGGAAAGGAAAGACAAAGAAGAGGCAGAGAGGAUACUGAGGGAAGAAAAAGAAAGGAAGGAGAAAGAACAGAGAGAAGAGAGGAAAAAGAUGGAGGAAGAGAGACAAAGGAAAGAGAAAGAGGAGAGAGAGAAAAAAGAAAUAAUGGAGAAGGAAUUGAAAGACAAGAUAGAGAAGGAAAAGAUAGAGAAGGAACUGAAAGAGAAGGAACUUAAAGAAAGGGAAUUGAAAGACAAGAUAGAGAAGGAAUUGAAAGAGAAGGAAGAGAAGGAAAAGAUAGAGAAGGAACUUAAAGGGAAGGAAGAGAAGGAAAAGAUAGAGGAGGAACUUAAAGAAAGGGAAGAAAAAGAAAAGAUAGGGAAGGAACUGAAAGAGAAGGAAGAGAAGGAAAAGAUAGAGAAGGAACUGAGAGAGAAGGAAGAGAAGGAAAAGAUAGAGAAGGAACUGAAAGAGAAGGAAGAGAAAGAGAAUAAAGAAAAGGAACUGAAAGACAAGGAAGAGAGAGAGAAAAUGGUAGCAAUGGACACGCCUGAUGAUAUAUCAAGACAACCAGAGGUGCAAGCAGCCAAGCAGAAUGUGGCAGUAGAAGCAGUGGAUGCUAAAAAGGGGCACAAGGAAGAGGAAAUAGAGAAAGUAGCCGCAGGAUCAGCAGUGGCAAAGGAGAUCCCAGAGACUCGUGCUGCCAUCGAAUCAGUGGUCACAGUUGAAGAUGAUUUCAUCACUGUGGUCCAGACCAUCGACGAAGCAGAUGAGCCGGGACACAACGUUCGUUUCUCUGGUCCACCUGAAACAGGAGCCUCAGAGGAAGAGGAAGAGUCUGUGGAGUUGGCCCAAGAAGCUGACCUGGAGGCGGCAAGUCUAGAGGAAGUAGUAGAUGUUCCUGAGACCCCUGCCUUCCCUCUGAAAGAGGCUCAAAGCAUUGACACCGAUGGACCCACAGAAAGUUAUGAUAGAGAUGAAACCACAAUUGACGACUCCAUCUUGGACAGCUCCUGGAUUGACACACAAGAUGAUGAUGAUAAGAGUAUGGCGACAGAACAGUUUGAGCCUUUGCCUAAGUCAAGUGCAGACAAAAAGGAGAAGCAGACACAACAGAAAAAGGCGGAGAAACAGCCGGUCAAACCAAAGGCCGGACGGGCUAAAGGCCGAAUCUCUACACCAGAACGCAAGCUUGUCCGCAAAGAACAUAUCUUCGUGCCGAGAGAAGACAACAAGAAGAAAAAAGCUGUGAUAAGGACCGAGUUUACAAAAAAAAUGCAGACACACAGUCAAUCGCCAUCCAAGAGAAAUGUGAUGAAACCAGCCGCCCGCCAGACCCAGCAUCACUCCUGUCCAAGAAGGAGACCCACAGAGGCGCUACCAGACAGUCAUCAGCCUCUGAGUGUUGCCAGACAGUCUCGCAACAGAGCAUCGGACGGUGGGUCAUGGAGCCCUAAAAAGAGGUCCUCUGUGCCGCGGCAUGCCCCCAUUCUGAGUCACCGUGCACACCUUGAACACGAGGAGAGCUCCACCUCCAUCACCAGCUCCGGCUCCUUGGCUCCUCGCAGACCCACAUCGUUUCAAACCGAGAUGAGGGCGGAGCACAGGACAGGACGAGCCCCUAGCAUGACAGAUUCAGUGCGCUCCCGAUCAGCUCGCAGUGGCCACUCCACCCCUCGCACCCCCGGCUCCACAGCCAUCACCCCAGGAACCCCUCCCAGCUACUCAUCGUCCUCAAGGACCCCGCGCUCCCUCAGCCUGAUUUCCGGGGAGAGGAAGGUUGCCGUGGUCCGCACCCCACCCAAGUCCCCUGCCACCACGCCCAAACAGCUCCGCAUCAUCAACCAGCCUGUGCCUGACUUCAAGAACAUCAAGUCCAAGGUUGGCUCCACAGAGAACAUCAAGUACCAGCCCAAAGGAGGACAGGUGAUGAUACAGAACAAGAAGAUAGAUCUGAGCCACGUGACCUCCAAGUGUGGCUCACUAGACAACAUCCAUCAUCGGCCAGGGGGCGGUCAUGUGCGUAUAGAGACAGUGAAGUUGGACUUCAAAGACAAAGCCCAAUCCAAGGUGGGUUCCCUGGAUAAUACUCAACACACUCCUGGUGGAACCCGUCUCCCGAUUGAGAGCCAGAAGCUGAUGUUUCGCGACCAAGCCAAGGCCAGGGUGGACCACGGUGCUGACAUCGUGGUCCGGUCGCCGGACCUGUCGGGCGUGGUGUCCCCGCAGCGCCCCCGGGACAGCCAGCUCUCGUCCUCUGGCAGCCUCAACGUGCUGGAGUCUCCGCAGUUAGCCACGCUGGCUGAGGACGUCACUGCGGCUCUGGCCAAGCAGGGUCUGUGAACACUGGGUCUCUGGAUCCCUGCUCUGCAACCCGGGCAUCUCCAUCACGAUCCCUAGAAACUUUUCUGCCCACUCCUGCCACCCUGAAGCCAACUUCAGCUAAACGACAGCCUCUAAACAUCUCAACUUCAACAUCCAUCACUCAACUUUAAGUAGAGACUCGAAUUAGGAGCUUCUGUACUUUGGUCUUCUUUAUUUCACAAAUAUUUGCUGUUUCUGAUUCAUUAGGUUGGCCUCUCUCUUUUUGAAUGAUGUUGCAUAGAAUAGUUCAGUCUGAGCACUGGUCCUACAUUAAGUGGGCGGACCAGGUCUUUUGCUUUACUGGUCCUGGAUCAGUGUUUUUAAGAAGCUACAGCCUUUUUUUUCUACAUUAAAUAAGAAGUAAUGUGGCCAGCACACCAUGCAGCACGCGUCGUUCUCGCUCAGUUCACGUGCAUGGACGCCAAACCCCCUAACAAGCCAAGCAUCCUUACUGCAAGUCAUUCUUGUCCACCAAUAUAUAUAUAAUAUUUAACAAAUAUAUAUAGAAAAAUGUAUAAAAAUCAAAGGUCUUUGCCAUCCACCUGUCCUAAAACAUUUGAAAAGGAAGUGACAAUAUGGCUAUAAAAUGAACCUGUAAAAUCGCAUUACUGCAAGAACUAGGUCAUGUUAUGACAAGCAUGUAUUGAUUCUAAUAUGAAAAGAGGCUAUUUUGUAACCAAAAAAAUGAUUUUAGUAAGUUAUUUGCUCAAUUAUUGGAUAAAGAUUAAACAAGUUCAUGUUUUGUAGUUAUUAGUUGUUUACGGUGUAAUGCUUGGUGACGAUGUUGGACAGCUGGUUUGGUGUUACUGAGGAAUACAUCUCAGUCCUGUUGAACAGCAUCACACACUUGUACCUGCUCAGUAGUUAAAUAUAGGUGCCUGUUUAUACAUCAGAAUAUUGCUAAACUCUGGAGCUUAAUCCGCUUUCGACAGCUAAAAUGAUUAGCUGCAGAUGUUGAGCUUGCGUGAAUGAACAGUACAGACAUUUAUACGCAGGCUGAGGUUGCACCAUGAGGACGUUCUGUUGUCUGGGUAACGGAGGCUGACGCUACAAAUGCGACCUGAGACUGAGCAGAAGUUGAAGCCACUCUGAAAUCUGUCUGUGUGUGCGCGUUUGGUGCAGAUCCCAUGCCGUUUUACGACGUACGCUAAUGUAUCUGGAUGUUUUGUUGCAAUACUGUAUGUGAGAGAUGAAAGUGGAAGAAAAAAUAUUUUGAAAAUGUAAAAGACAAUUCAUGGAGAAAGAUAAAGCGACCGGGGGAACUCGUAUCGUGUUACAUCUGUUAGGAUAAAAGUGUUUGGGUGAUCUAGUUUCUUUUUUUAGACACCAUUUGUGGUAUAUCCUGCCUCCUGCCUAAUAUCUGCCCUCACCUGCGACUGUUUGUUUGCUUCUGUGUUUUUUCUGCAUACCCCAUCUCUGUGUGCUCCCUCCCCACCUCCUGCUCCACCCUACAGCAACUGUAAAUGUAUUUAAAAGGUCAAGUAGAUGUACGCAGUUUUUCUCUUGUUGAUAUGACACCAAUUACAAUAAUUAAUGACAAUAAAAAGGAGAAAGAGUGA
This is a messenger RNA of Notothenia coriiceps (black rockcod), 6380 nucleotides long. Its product is annotated as microtubule-associated protein 2-like. The coding region runs from base 142 to 4800 and encodes 1552 amino acids. Gene Ontology annotation, cellular component: neuron projection. Gene Ontology annotation, biological process: microtubule cytoskeleton organization; neuron projection development. The record is from RefSeq and is a predicted model, not a curated record. Lineage: Eukaryota; Metazoa; Chordata; Actinopteri; Perciformes; Nototheniidae. The transcript has 12 exons. Gene Ontology annotation, molecular function: microtubule binding.